Messenger RNA from Aspergillus aculeatus ATCC 16872, 738 nucleotides. RefSeq lists its product as uncharacterized. The transcript has a single exon. The record is from RefSeq and is a predicted model, not a curated record. The coding region runs from base 43 to 408 and encodes 121 amino acids. NCBI's taxonomy places the organism in Eukaryota, Fungi, Ascomycota, Eurotiomycetes, Eurotiales, Aspergillaceae.
CCACUGCAUUAUAAGAGAGAUUCGUGUGGAAGAGCAUCUACCAUGAAGAUACGUAAGUACUUUACUCACCUGGCAGUCAACCCUCCCUUCAAACCCUCCCUUGAAACCCUCCAUCCCACUGGACCCUCAACACCUGAACCCCCUUCCUUCUCCCCACCAACUACCAUCCCACUAAUAUCCCUCGAACCUGAACAAGAAACCCUCCUCCCAGCCCUCGCCCUAGCAGCCACCACACAAGCCGCACCCCGCUCCCCCCCCAGACCACCCCCCAAUCUCUGUGACAACGCGCUACAUCCUCUUCGGCAAGAUCCUGACGACAGACACCUGCGUCAGUCUGACCCCGGACGGCGUCAAGGCGUACUGCGGCUACCUGCGUGCCAUCCACAACUGCCCCUGCUCCGACCUUAACCCCGAGGGCAAUAUCGUGGUGGACUGCUCCAUGACGCUGAAUGUGCUCGGGGCGUGCAAGGGGAUCUUCGUCUCGGAUCAGGACGCGUGCUCGAAUGAUGGGGGGGUGUUUCGGUCGACGCUUUAGGUCCCUCUUGGGUUUUUUUGCUUUUGGUAGAUGGUGUAGAAUUGGUGGUGUUAGUGGGUAUCUCGUUGAAUAGAGGGGAAGUGGAGAAGCUGUUGUGUUAUUUGUUAGAUCUUGCACAAAUCCAGUUAUACCGGUAUAAUGUAUGCAUAGCCAGUGCUUACCAAAUCCUCAGUUGUAUGCAGACGAAAUGCGGGGUAAAGCAC